GUGCGCGGCGCAGCGUCCUGUGCUGGAAUGUGCGGCUCCGGCGAGCUCGCCGCGCAGCAGCAGACCAAGCGCCGCCGAGGCCCGGGGCCCCAGACCCCAGCGGCUGCGGCGGCCGGGAAGACGGCAGGUCGAGGGCCGGCGGCUUGAGCACGCUCUGCAGCCCCUGUCCUGGGCCUUGGCGGGCCUCGACGGCCCGGGCGCCUAACUUUUCCACCCUCUCCCUCCCCUCUCCCGAAACUCCGGCAACAAAGAAAAGUAGUCGGAGAAGGAGCGGCGGGGCCGGUUCGCCGCCCCUCCACGCCGAGGAAGAAUACAGUUAUGGCCACCCAGGUGAUGGGGCAGUCUUCUGGAGGAGGAGGUCUGUUCACCAGCGGUGGCAAUAUGGGCAUGGCCUUGCCUAAUGACAUGUAUGACUUGCACGACCUCUCCAAAGCUGAACUGGCUGCACCUCAGCUUAUCAUGUUAGCAAAUGUGGCCUUAACUGGGGAAGUAAAUGGCAACUGCUGUGAUUACCUGGUUGGAGAGGAAAGACAGAUGGCUGAAUUGAUGCCUGUUGGGGAUAACAACUUUUCAGAUAGCGACGGGGAAGGACUUGAGGAAUCUCCUGAAAUAAAAGGAGAACCUAAUGGUCUGGACAACAUGGAAAUGAGAAGUUUGGAACUUGGUGUUGUAGAACCACAACAGCCUGUAUUUGAGGCAUCAGCUGCCCCAGAGAUUUACAGUGCAAAUAAAGAUCUUCCUCCUGAAGCACCUGGAGCAGAGGACAAAUGCAAGACUUUGAAGACCAAACCCUUUCGCUGUAAGCCAUGUCAGUAUGAAGCAGAAUCUGAAGAACAGUUUGUGCAUCACAUUAGAGUUCACAGUGCCAAGAAGUUUUUUGUGGAAGAAAGUGCAGAGAAGCAAGCUAAAGCUAGGGAAUCUGGCUCUUCCACCGCAGAAGAGGGAGAUUUCUCAAAGGGUCCCAUUCGUUGCGACCGCUGUGGCUAUAAUACCAAUCGAUACGAUCACUACACUGCACACCUGAAACACCACACCAGAGCUGGAGAUAAUGAGCGAGUCUACAAGUGCAUCAUUUGCACUUACACAACAGUAAGCGAGUACCACUGGAGGAAACACUUGAGAAACCAUUUUCCAAGGAAAGUGUACACAUGUGGGAAAUGCAACUAUUUUUCUGACAGAAAAAACAAUUAUGUCCAACAUGUUCGAACACAUACAGGAGAACGCCCAUAUAAAUGUGAACUUUGUCCAUACUCAAGUUCUCAGAAAACUCAUCUAACUAGACAUAUGCGUACUCACUCAGGUGAGAAGCCAUUUAAAUGUGAUCAGUGCAGUUAUGUGGCCUCUAAUCAACAUGAAGUAACCCGCCAUGCAAGACAGGUUCACAAUGGGCCUAAACCUCUUAACUGCCCUCACUGUGAUUACAAAACGGCAGAUAGAAGCAACUUCAAAAAGCAUGUAGAGCUACAUGUUAACCCACGGCAGUUCAAUUGCCCUGUGUGUGACUAUGCGGCUUCUAAAAAGUGUAAUCUUCAAUAUCAUUUCAAAUCUAAGCAUCCUACUUGCCCUAACAAAACAAUGGAUGUGUCUAAAGUAAAACUAAAGAAAACCAAAAAGAGAGAGGCUGACUUGCCUGAUAACAAUAUCAACAAUGAAAAAUCAGAGUCAGAGCAGACAAAAAUAAAGGGGGAUGUGACUGGAAAAAAAAAUGAGAAGUCUGUAAAAGUGGAGAAAAAAGAUGUUUCAAGAGAGAAAAAACCUUGUAGCAGUGUCUCAGUGAACCAAGUAACUACCAGAACUCGCAAGGCAGCCACAGAGACUAAAGAGAUGGAUGUGCAUACAGGAAAUAAUUCAGAAAAAUUCUGUAAAACCAAGAAAAGCAAAAGGAAGGUGGAAGCUGAAGCCCAUUCCUUGCAUGAUCCUGUGAAUGAGGAGGAACCUGUGACAAAAAAGAAAAAGAAAGUAGAAAGCAAAUCCAAAAAUAGUCAGGAAAUGCCAAAGGAUGACAGCAAAAUGCAGGAAAAUAAGGAGGAAAAUAAAAAGCAAAAUACCUGCACGAAAAAUAGCACAAAGAAGAAAACUCUGAAAAAUAAAUCAAGUAAAAAAAGCAGCAAGCCUGCCCUGAAGGAGCCAGUUCAGGAGACUGCUCCCAAAGUGCCUGCUCCGAUAGAGGCUCCUCAUGCAGAGCCUGCUCAGCUGGGGCCUGUUAAAAUGGACCUUAAGGAUCCUGCCCACAUGGAGGUUGUCCAGAAGGGGCCUGCUCAGGUAGAGCAGCCUCCUCCCAUGGAGCCCGAUCAGAUGGAGGUGGCUCAGAUGGGACCUACUCCCAUGGAGUCCAGUCAGAUGGAGGUUGGUCAGAUGGGGCCUGUUCCUGUGUCAUCAAGUCAGAUGGAGGCUGCUCAGAGGGAGUCUGCUCAGAUGGAGCCCUCUCUUCAAAUUCACAUUGAGCCAGUUCCCAAAAGGUCAUCUCCCCGAAAAGACAAUAAAAAGGGAAAGUCCAACAUUCAGUGUGAAACAGCACAUCAGGAGCAAGUCCUUAUUGAAGUCGGUUUAGUGCCCGUUAAGGAUAGCCAGCUUCUAAAGGAAAGUACAAGCACCCAGGAUCUCUUAACAUCACCACCACUGCCAAAGGAAGACUUAAGAGAAGAGGAGUCAAAAGACCAAAAAGGCUUCUCUGAAGGUGAAGAAAAUAAAGAAACCCUUCUUCAGAAAGGAGGAGGAGGAGAAGAGGCAGAUAAGAGUCUAGCUGAUCUUGCUGCUUCCAAGGAGUCUACCAGUGUUUCAUCCUGUGAACAAAACUUGAAUAUGCUAGAGGGUGAGACUUCAGAUAAGAAACAUCAGACUGAUCCAGCUAUGAUUUGUGAAAUGGAAAUGGGCACUGAGCAGAACACAACAGAGAAUGUCCCUGGUAAAGACUCAGCAGGGGAACAACCAGUUUCACCAUUGCUUCUUCCUUCACCCAUAGACGAACGUGAAGCAGGGUCUAAAACUGUUCUGGCUUCACCUCCUGUUACUGUGGCAGUAAAUGAGUCUCAGGAAAUUGAUGAAGAUGAAGGCAUCCACAGUCAUGAUGGAAGUGACCUAAGUGACAACAUGUCAGAGGGCAGUGAUGAUUCUGGAUUGCAUGGAGCUCGGCCAGUUCCACAAGAAACUAGUGCAAAAAAUGCAAAGGAAGCCUUGGCAGUCAAAGUGACUGAGGGAGAUUUUGUUUGUAUCUUUUGUGAUCGUUCUUUUAGAAAGGAAAAAGAUUACAGCAAACACCUCAAUCGCCAUUUGGUUAACGUGUACUUUCUUGAAAAAGCAGCUAAAGGGCAGGAGUAAUUAAACUUUGGACAAGGCUGCAGUUCUUAGUAAGAGCUAUUACAUUUUUUAUUCAUUUAUGGUAUUAGACAAACUUUUAAGAUUGCUUUAAUUAGUGUCCAAUGUUGAUUUUUUAAGUGACAUUGUUUUCCUUAGGACUUUAUGUCUGUCUAUUGAUUUUAGCAAAUCCAGGUGAGUAAAUGUAAUGAAACCAGCAGAUAUCUAAAUCUGUUAGCAUAUGCAGUCAGUUGACAUGAGAAGGCCAGCAUGGUAUAUAGUAUUCUUUUGCUUUGUGUGACUACAACUGGUCAGGUUUUCUUUCUGUCUUCUUUUUCACUUUAGUUUUAGUUCCUUGUUUAGCUCUAUAAAAAUUGGCUUAAUAGCAAAUUACUUGAAGGAUUUGCCUGCUUUAUAUAAAGUUAGCACUUUAAGAUUUCUUUAGAGAUGAAAAAAAAUUCUUCCAACAGUGGACAUUGUAUCAGUCCCGUAUACUUCCUGAUUUUGAUCCAUAUUUUG
This is a messenger RNA of Castor canadensis (American beaver), 3813 nucleotides long. It is a transcript of the gene Rest, whose product is annotated as RE1 silencing transcription factor. NCBI's taxonomy places the organism in Eukaryota, Metazoa, Chordata, Mammalia, Rodentia, Castoridae. Gene Ontology annotation, biological process: negative regulation of DNA-templated transcription; positive regulation of transcription by RNA polymerase II; negative regulation of neuron differentiation. The record is from RefSeq and is a predicted model, not a curated record. Gene Ontology annotation, cellular component: nucleus; transcription repressor complex. Gene Ontology annotation, molecular function: DNA-binding transcription repressor activity, RNA polymerase II-specific; transcription cis-regulatory region binding.